UAUAUAAAGUCGAUUUCUUGAUGAAGGAAUGCAAUUGAGUUAAAUCAAACGACGAUUAAAAGACGAUCUUUAAGAUGAAGUCUUACGCAGUUUUGUUAUGCUUGAUGCUGUGUACAGCACCGUUUGUAAUGACACAAUCUCAAGCACAUGUAAUACCUUAUCCGGGUGAUUGCAGCAAGUAUCAACAAUGUGACGCAAGUGGUUGCUUUGUGUUAAGUUGUGGAAUAGGAACCGAAUUUAAUCCGGCUAUAAGUACUUGUGACUAUCCUCUGAGGGACCGUAGAGGAUGUGGCAAUCGUGGAUGAGAAUUUUAGUUUACAAAAAAGUUAUUGAAAAGAUGCAUUAUUUCGAAAUAUUUCAUUCCUGUUUGAACGAAUUUAACGGAUACUUGUCACAUUUUGUGUAAAUAAAACUAUGUAACAUUAAUUUAAA
Molecule: messenger RNA, 432 nt
Organism: Wasmannia auropunctata (little fire ant)
Lineage: Eukaryota; Metazoa; Arthropoda; Insecta; Hymenoptera; Formicidae
Exons: 2
Coding region: 75-305 (76 amino acids)
Cellular component (GO): extracellular region
Molecular function (GO): chitin binding
Source: RefSeq, a predicted model, not a curated record